Acanthosepion pharaonis is the source of this 738-nucleotide messenger RNA. Lineage: Eukaryota; Metazoa; Mollusca; Cephalopoda; Sepiida; Sepiidae. The record is from the annotation of a GenBank genome assembly.
AUGUUCUUUCUUCAUAUUAUUAUUACUAUCACUCCUCGUCUUGUCCUUAAUAUCAUUGAUUUUAUUAUCUUCAUUACAAGGAGUGCUUUCUUGGUUAAUACAAUGACUUCUCCUCCAUUUCCUCUUUCUUCUCCUUUGUCGUAUUUCUUUCAUUCGUCCAUUUUCCUUUUUUUAUCUUAUUCUUUUCAUUUCUAUUUUUUUCAUUCUUUCUUUUCGUGUUCUUUUUUAUUCUUUUUUUUUUGUUGUCCACUUCUUUCUUUCCAUGACAUUUUCUUUCUUCCUUUCUUUCUUUCUUUCUUUCUUUCUUUCUUUCUGUUUUUCCACUUCUUUCUUUCCGUAACUUUUUCUAUCUUUUUCUUUCUUUCAUUCUUUUCUUUCGUCAUUUUUAUUCAUUCUUUCUUUCUUUCUUUCUUUCUUUCUUUCUUUCUUUCUUUCUUUCUUUCGUUCGUUAUUUUUCUUUGUUUAUUCUUUCCUUUUUUCCUCUUCUUUCUUUCCGUAAGUUUUUCUUUUUCUCUUUCUUUCUUUCGUUAUUUUUUCUUUGUUUAUUCUUUCUUUUUUUCACUUCUUUCUUUCCACGGAUUCUUGCUUGUCGUUAUUGUUAUAUCGUUAUAUCUAUCUAUCUAUCUAUCUAUCUAUCUAUCUAUCUAUCUAUCUAUCUCAGUUCAACCAUAUCUAUCUAUCUGUCUAUCUGUCUGUCUAUCUAUCUAUCUAUCUAUCUAUCUAUCUAUCCGGGAUUAA